GGACUUUACACAGUGGACGUGGAGAACAAGGCGAUUCAAGUAGACACAUUUUGCGUGCAUGGCAAACCUGAUGGAUACAUCACUGGCAUACGAGGCAAGGUGCAAUGCGUGCCAGAGUCGACACUGGAGAUGGUCGCGACCGACCUGGAGCGACAAGAGAUGGUGAAGGAGAAGUGUUUCCUGCGAUUUCCGACACUUCCAUUUAUUCCGAAAGAGCCGUAUGAUGUGAUUGAUACGGACUAUGACACGUUUGCCCUCGUCUCUGGCGCGCGAGAUACAAGCUUUGUUCAGAUUUACUCAAGAACCCCUAACCCUGGGAAAAGUUUCAUAGAGAAGUACAAGGCCAUUCUGGAAAAUUACGGCUAUGAUGCCAAUCAAAUUGUUGAUACGCCUCAGGAUUGCCCUGACACGUCUAUGGGGGAUCUAGAGAAGAUGAUGUCGCCACGGGCUGUGCGAGACUCGAUGACAAACACUCUGCCCAUCAUAACGAACGAGAAGGUGCGAUCCAAUGGAGGAGAGCCACUGCGUCUUGGUGGUUCGCUGCGACUGCCAGAGAUGAAGGGCAUGCUGGUCGACACGUUCAAGAAGCUGUUCGAGCUUUAUCGAAGCUAGCACACGAGAGAAUUGGAAGGCAAGGCACGCUGAUGUUAAUAACUAUUAUUACAAAUCUCCUCGUGUUUUUCAAUGUUUUCUGCCCCGUCCUUUCUCUUCUUGGGUUUGUUUGUUUUUUGACGAGCGCGCUUUAGAAUGUAGCUAUGGUCAUGAGGAGUUGUUUCUCUAAAAGCAAUAGGUAGAGGGGGGCAGGGAGGAGAAAAGGCUUUCAUAAAGUAAAAUGAUUCUU
This is a messenger RNA of Chara braunii, 841 nucleotides long. NCBI's taxonomy places the organism in Eukaryota, Viridiplantae, Streptophyta, Charophyceae, Charales, Characeae. The record is from the annotation of a GenBank genome assembly.